This is a messenger RNA of Staurois parvus, 132 nucleotides long. The record is from the annotation of a GenBank genome assembly. Lineage: Eukaryota; Metazoa; Chordata; Amphibia; Anura; Ranidae.
AUGGGAUCCACUUCAGAUAUGGUAACUACUGGGUGCCUUUUUUUGGAAGCCAUUCCGGUUCCUUCCACGAGUUCUUGCUGCACCCUGGUGAAAAUAUCACUCAAGUGUCUGGGAAAUUCGCUUCUUAUGUGA